GAGGACCUAUUAGAGCCUUUGCCCCAGCGCCGGUGACUCAGAGUGUUCCCGGCGCACCAUCUACAUUAGCCAACCCAGAACCCGAGGUGCGACAGCGCCCAGCCCAUAUCUCCACGCCUGCCAGGAGCAAGCCUAGAGCCAGCCGCUUGGUGCGCUCAGCCCCUGAGCAGCCUCCGUCCUUCCGUCCGGAUCCCGUGCCCUUCUCGGGUCCCCUGCCCAGCGGGCAGCGCUGUCACCCUGCCGGCCAUGGAGACCCCGUCCCAGCGGCGCGCCACUCGCAGUGGGGCGCAGGCCAGCUCUACUCCGCUGUCGCCCACUCGCAUCACUCGGCUGCAGGAAAAGGAGGACUUGCAGGAGCUCAAUGACCGCCUGGCGGUGUACAUCGAUCGUGUACGCUCGCUAGAGACCGAGAAUGCAGGGCUGCGCCUUCGCAUCACUGAGUCUGAAGAGGUGGUCAGCCGAGAGGUGUCCGGCAUCAAGGCGGCUUAUGAGGCCGAACUGGGUGAUGCCCGCAAGACCCUCGACUCUGUGGCCAAGGAGCGCGCCCGCCUCCAGCUGGAGCUGAGCAAAGUGCGUGAGGAGUUCAAGGAGCUGAAGGCGCGCAAUACCAAGAAGGAGGGUGACUUGCUGGCUGCCCAGGCUCGACUCAAGGAUCUGGAGGCUUUGCUCAACUCCAAGGAGGCUGCGCUGAGCACUGCCCUUAGUGAGAAGCGCACUCUGGAAGGGGAGCUGCAUGAUCUGCGGGGGCAGGUAGCCAAGCUUGAGGCAGCCCUGGGUGAGGCCAAGAAGCAGCUUCAGGAUGAGAUGCUGCGGCGAGUAGAUGCUGAGAACAGGCUACAGACCCUGAAGGAGGAACUGGACUUCCAGAAGAACAUCUACAGUGAGGAGCUGCGUGAGACCAAGCGCCGCCAUGAGACCCGGCUUGUGGAGAUUGAUAACGGGAAACAGCGUGAAUUUGAGAGCCGGCUGGCGGAUGCCCUGCAGGAACUGAGGGCCCAGCAUGAGGAUCAGGUGGAGCAGUAUAAGAAGGAGCUGGAGAAGACUUACUCUGCCAAGCUGGAUAAUGCCAGGCAGUCUGCAGAGAGGAACAGCAACCUAGUUGGGGCUGCCCAUGAGGAGCUGCAGCAGUCCCGCAUCCGCAUCGACAGCCUGUCGGCCCAGCUUAGCCAACUCCAGAAACAGUUGGCAGCCAAGGAGGCAAAGCUUCGGGACCUGGAGGACUCACUGGCCCGUGAGCGAGACACUAGCAGGCGGCUGCUGGCAGAAAAAGAGCGGGAGAUGGCUGAAAUGCGGGCCAGGAUGCAGCAGCAGCUGGAUGAGUACCAGGAGCUACUGGAUAUCAAGCUGGCCCUGGACAUGGAGAUCCAUGCCUACCGCAAGCUGCUGGAAGGCGAGGAGGAGAGGCUGCGCCUAUCUCCCAGCCCUACCUCGCAGCGCAGCCGUGGACGCACUUCCUCCCACUCAUCCCAGUCACAGGGUGGGGCCAGUGUCACCAAAAAGCGCAAGCUGGAGUCAACUGAGAGCCGCAGUAGCUUCUCACAGCAUGCUCGCACCAGCGGACGUGUGGCUGUAGAGGAGGUGGAUGAGGAGGGCAAGUUUGUGAGGCUGCGCAACAAGUCCAAUGAGGAUCAGUCCAUGGGUAACUGGCAGAUCAAGCGUCAGAAUGGUGACGAUCCUUUGCUGACUUACCGCUUCCCACCAAAGUUCACCCUGAAGGCCGGGCAGGUGGUGACGAUCUGGGCUUCAGGAGCUGGGGCCACCCAUAGCCCCCCUACUGACUUGGUGUGGAAGGCACAGAACACCUGGGGCUGUGGGAACAGCCUGCGUACAGCUCUCAUCAACUCCACUGGGGAAGAAGUGGCCAUGCGCAAGCUGGUGCGCUCGUUGACCAUGGUCGAGGACGAUGAGGAUGAAGAUGGAGAUGAACUACUCCAUCACCACCAUGGCUCCCACUGCAGCAGCUCGGGGGACCCGGCUGAGUACAACCUGCGCUCCCGUACCGUGCUGUGCGGGACAUGCGGGCAGCCUGCCGACAAGGCAUCUGCCAGUGGCUCAGGAGCCCAGAUGGGCGGAUCCAUCUCCUCUGGCUCUUCUGCCUCCAGUGUCACAGUCACUCGCAGCUACCGCAGUGUAGGGGGCAGUGGGGGUGGCAGCUUCGGGGACAACCUAGUCACCCGUUCCUACCUCCUGGGCAACUCCAGUCCCCGGACCCAGAGCCCCCAGAACUGCAGCAUCAUGUAAUCUGGGACCUGCCAGGCAGGGUGGGGAUGGAGGCCACUUGCUUCUUCCUCACCUUAUGCCCACUUCCUGCUCUGCAUCUCAUGGGAGCAGGCCUGAAGCCAAAGAAAAAUGUACCCCCUUUUGGUUUUUUUUCUUCUCUCUAUUUUUUCUAAGAGAAGUUAUUUUCUACAGUGGUUUUAUACUGAAGGAAAAACAAGAAAAAAAAAGCCUCUAUCAGUCCUAAUUCCCCCCCUUUCUUUCCCUGCAUCUGCCUUAAAAUUAAAGGGAUUCUCCUAGGAGCCCAGGGAAAAUUGCUCUUACAGAACCUAGUUUUUGCCUUGCUGCCUUGGCUGCUGUCCCCACCCUGGGACCCUGUGACAUGGUGCCUGAGAGGCAGGUGUGGAGUCCACUCCACCAGCAUCCUCCAGACAGCUGGCCCACUGCUAGGUCAGCUCCAGAGAGGCAGCGAGGCUGGCUUGAGGGAGGUCAAGCCCCUCCUGGUUCCAUUACCCUUGGUUGAGGCUCCUCCACCUGUGCCCGCCCUCAUCCUCAUCCUGCCGCUUUCCAACCUGGGUAGGUGGAUUCUCCCAGGCACGUGCAUCAUGCUUGCUUUUUUUCUGUAUUUUAUUUAGACAAAAGAUGGGAAUGAGGUGGAAGUGGAAGAAGAGGGAGACCAGUUUGGGCCUGCCUUCUCCUAGCUUGAGAGCCUGGUGGGCCCUGAAUGGUAACUGGAAGGCAGAGUCAAGUGGGGUACUGGGAGGAGAGAGGGAGGUGAGAGGUGAGAGCCUGCUGGGGCCCUGCCACAUGGGAGGAAGGUGAGAGGAGUAGAGGGUGUGGUGGCAGUUUUGGUAAACACUAAGAAGCCCCUCACCCUGCCCCCAUUUCCCAUCUGCACCUCUUUUCUUCCCCCAAAUCAAUACACUAGUUGUUUCCA
Molecule: messenger RNA, 3154 nt
Organism: Nannospalax galili (Upper Galilee mountains blind mole rat)
Lineage: Eukaryota; Metazoa; Chordata; Mammalia; Rodentia; Spalacidae
Gene: Lmna
Product: lamin A/C
Exons: 12
Coding region: 247-2241 (664 amino acids)
Source: RefSeq, a predicted model, not a curated record